AUGACGGCCGGAAUCAGCAAAGGACUUUUCCUGACGGGCCCGCGCGAGUUCGAAGCGCAGGAACGAAUACUGCCACCACCAGCGGCGGACGAGGUGCAACUGGCCGUCCGAUCGACGACGCUGUGUGGAUCCGAUCUCCACUACUUUCAGAAAGGCUGCAAUGGUAGCAUCGAGGUGCGGGAGCCGUUGUGUCUCGGUCAUGAAGCCGCGGGCGAGGUCGUUGCAAUUGGCAGCAAUGUGACCAACCCUCGAGUGGGCGAUCGCGUGGCUGUUGAAUGUGGGAUUCCAUGCGAGGCUUGCGAUCUGUGUCUUUCCAAUCGUUACAAUCUCUGCGAGAAACUACGGUUUCGCGGCAGUGGCUCAGCAUGGCCCCAUUUUCAGGGUACGAUGCAGACCAGAAUCAAUCACCCGGCGAAAUGGGUACAUCUGCUUCCCCCGGAAGUGUCCUACGAUGAAGGCGCGUUGUUGGAACCGCUUGCGGUAGCUGUCCAUGCUUGUCGCCGUGCAGGCGUACAGCCAGGCUCAACGUGCACCAUCAUCGGCGCUGGGCCCAUUGGGCUGCUUUGUGCCAUCGCCGCGCGAAAUGCCGGCUGUGUGAAGAUUGCAAUUGCAGAUGUUGUAGCGGACCGAGUUGCGUUUGCCGUGGAGAAGACGUUUGCCGAUACAGGAUUCGUUGUCACCAGCAAACGAGCAGGGUCGCCGGAAGAGAGCCUCGCAAUGGCUCGCGAUACCGCAAAGUCCAUAGCGGGUUUGACACUCGUCAACGGCUCGACUCUUGGCCCGACUGACUACACGUUCGAGUGUACUGGUAUCGAAGUCUGCGCACAAAGCGCCAUCUUUGCAACGAAACGUGGCGGUAAAGUGGUGCUGGUCGGGAUGGGCACUCCAAACGUCAGCCUCCCCAUUUCAGAUGCCAGCGCGCGUGAGGUCGACAUCGUGCCGGUCUGGAGAUAUGCCAAUUGCUACGGCGAGGCUCUUCAGAUUGUUGAGGCGAGCAGGAAGGAUAGCUCCGGGCCACAAGUCGCGGAAAUGAUCACCCAUCGGUGCGAGGGCGUUGUCAACGUCGCCGAAGCUCUGGCACUGGCAGGCUGCCCUCGAGAUGAAGAUGGGAAAAUGGUGAUGAAGGUGGUGGUCAGCAAUAAGUCGUGA
Neohortaea acidophila is the source of this 1149-nucleotide messenger RNA. RefSeq names its product chaperonin 10-like protein. The transcript is spliced from 3 exons. Bases 1 to 1149 code for a protein of 382 amino acids. The record is from RefSeq and is a predicted model, not a curated record. Gene Ontology annotation, molecular function: L-iditol 2-dehydrogenase (NAD+) activity; zinc ion binding. Lineage: Eukaryota; Fungi; Ascomycota; Dothideomycetes; Mycosphaerellales; Teratosphaeriaceae. Gene Ontology annotation, biological process: D-sorbitol catabolic process.